Eufriesea mexicana is the source of this 2019-nucleotide messenger RNA. Its product is annotated as phenoloxidase 2. The record is from RefSeq and is a predicted model, not a curated record. Bases 157 to 2019 code for a protein of 620 amino acids. The transcript is spliced from 9 exons. Gene Ontology annotation, molecular function: oxidoreductase activity. Lineage: Eukaryota; Metazoa; Arthropoda; Insecta; Hymenoptera; Apidae.
UCAAUUUAACUGUAAAUCAUAAUUGAAGUACCGUGUUUCGUAGAGUACUUGCUAUUUAACGAGUCAAUAGAGAACGUUCAUUCCUUGGAAACUCGUCAUUGAUCAUAUUUAUUUGUUCCUUUCCUCUAUUAUUAAAUUUUAGAAUUACAAAUAAAAAUGGCGAGUGAUAAGUCAAGCAUUUUGUACCUGUUUGACCGACCUUCUGAGCCGGUUUACAUCCCUAAGGGAAAUAAGAAAGUCGCUUUUGACAUUCCACCUAAUUAUCUGCCUGAGAGGUAUCAAAAUAUGGCACCUCAACUAUUUAAUCGCUUCGACGAUGAUACGGAAUCGAAGCUUCCAGUGAAGCAAAUCACUCUUCCGGAUAUUAGUAUUCCAUUGCAACUUGGGCGUAAUCAGGCUUUCUCCCUAUUUAUUCCAGCGCAUCGACGAAUGUCCACACGAUUAAUUGACAUCUUCAUGGGUAUGCGAACAUACGAGGACUUUUUGUCUGUCGCGGUUUACUGUCGUGACCGGGUCAAUUCAACUAUGUUUAUUUACGCACUAUCAGUGGCGAUACUUCAUCGUCCUGAUACAAAAAAUUUGGAAAUACCACCACUGACAGAAGUUUUUCCGGACAGAUACGUGGAUGGCGGAAUAUUUUCUAGAGUUAGGGAAGAGGCUAAUGUCGUACCUGCAGGUUCCAGAAUACCAAUCGAAAUCCCAAGAGACUAUACUGCAUCAGACCUCGACGAGGAACAUCGUGUCGCUUAUUGGAGAGAAGAUAUUGGUAUCAAUCUUCAUCAUUGGCACUGGCAUUUGGUAUAUCCGUUCGAAGGUAGCAUUGAAAUUGUUAAGAAAGAUCGACGAGGCGAGCUCUUCUACUACAUGCAUGAACAGAUCAUGGCUAGAUAUAAUUGCGAACGCCUAUGUAACCGACUUGAUCGAGUGAAGCGAUUCAUCAAUUGGAGGGAACCGAUUCCAGAAGCUUAUUUCCCAAAAUUAGAUUCCCUAGUUGCCAGUCGUACGUGGCCAGCUCGACACAAAGGUGCUGUGCUUAAGGAUCUCAACCGACCAACAGACGAAUUGGUCUUUGACAUUCAAGAUUUGGAAAGAUGGCGUGACCGCAUUUACGAAGCAAUUCAUACGGGAUUUGUAGUUCAUUCAAACGGCCAAAGAAUUCAGUUGACCGAAAAAGACGGAAUCGACGUGCUUGGAGACAUGUUUGAGGCCAGUAUUUUGACUCCCAACCGGAACAUGUAUGGUGAUCUCCAUAAUUACGGACACGUCGCUAUUGCUUACGUUCAUGAUCCAGAUCAUCGUUAUUUGGAAAGUUUUGGUAUCAUGGGAGAUACAGCGACUGAUAUGAGGGAUCCAAUAUUUUAUAGAUGGCAUGCUUUUGUUGACGAUGUGUUCCAGGAACAUAAAAAUACGUUGCCACAGUACACGGAACAGCAGUUAGGCUUUCCAGGCAUCGAAAUAGCGGAUAUCAGACUAACAACUAAUAACCAACAAAAUAUACUACACACCUUUUGGUCCAAGGCUGACGUAGAUAUGUCACGUGGACUCGAUUUCACUCCACGUGGCCCGGUGUUAGUUAGAUUCACGCACUUGAAUCAUGCUGAUUUUUCAUAUACGAUUGUCGUUAAUAAUCGCAACAAUGCAUCACGAAAAGGCACGGUCCGUAUCUUCAUUGGUCCUGCCGAGGACGAGCGUGGGUUACCGUUUACUUACAGACAACAGAAGAAUUUGAUGAUCGAAAUGGACAAGUUUGUUGUUACUCUUUCUCCAGGGAAAAAUGUAAUUGAACGUAAAUCGACAGAAUCUUCGGUGACUAUACCAUUCGAAAGAACGUUCCGUAGUUUAGAUGAAAGACCGACAGGAGGCGAAAGUCUACAACGGUAUGACUUUUGCGGUUGCGGUUGGCCGCAACAUCUGCUCGUACCAAAAGGAAGCAAAGAAGGCUUUCCAAUGGAACUCUUCGUUAUGGUGUCUGAUUAUACCGGCGAUGCUAAUGGAUUUACAUUGACUACCAAAAUAUAA